CGUAGGCUGCUGGAGCUGCACUGUUCUGUAGUGGCACUCGCGUGCUUUUCCAAACGCUACGCCGAUAGAAAACCACCUCAAUCCUCUCCUCCAAAAUCCCCUCCCCCCUUCCACCCCUACAAACUACCCACGCUCUCCCACUCUUUUCAUUCUAGUCAAGGCAAAUGGCACUGCCACGACGGGACCAGUGGUACUUUUGCAGUGUGUGCACACAAGUGUAAUCCGAAGCGUGAGUGAGUGCAGGUGGUUUUAAUAUUUCUUUUUUUUUAUCCGUAUGUUUUGGAGAGGAAAAGCGUCUCUCAGGUGGGUGAGAAAUUAUUCCGGGUGAUGUGGUGGUUCGGAGUCAUUCAAGGGGGGAGUGAGUUUUAUUUGGACGGAGAGUUCAAGGACUCUGGGACACAACCACUGGACCAUGAGAAGAUAGUGAGCGCUUCGAGGACAAAUGUACACGUCGGUACAGCGUUUGGGAUAUUCCAAAGAUGUGAGGAAUGAUCACGUGGGUUAUGGUAGGGCUGCUCCUAGCUGCGGAAACUACAUGCGGCAGGAAUCUCGUAUCGGAAAACGAGGUUGGCAGGGACGAGCUGAAAACGAAGCAGAAUGGACUGAAGAGGCCAGCGGACGAGGAAGACACGUAUCGUCUAACGUGCUACACUUGCGUCAACGUCAGCGAUAACCAGAUGUGCAAUAAAUGGGCUAUAGACACACCUUGUCCAACUGGUGGCCGGGUUUUCUGUCGAUCGCUGCAUAUUCUUGACAGUCGUGGCAACAGUGUCUUAGUCAGUAAGAGUUGUGCCAGCAGUGCCGAAUGCGGUCCAGCAUCCGUCGGUUGUGUGCCCGUGGACACUCAGAGAAUUUGCAUAAGCUGCUGUGACAUGAGUUACUGCAACGUCGAGUCACCCACAAACUCCACAAAUGCUAUAUACACACGCAAGAGACGUGGUAAAUCCAAAGGUAAAAGAAAGAAACCAGGUAGAAAUGAUUCUGGGGCAACUAUUCGUCACAUCUCCAAUCUCAGUCUGACGACACUCGUGGCCUCACUCCUGUAUGCAUAUCACUGUUGAGGGAAGAAGAAGUGGAAAAAAGAUCCCCUGAAACUAAAAACUAAUUAAUUAAUUGAUAACUAGCACAAAAUACAAGUGAAGAGGCAAAAAAAAAGAGGAAUUGUUCCAUCUCUUCUUGAUUAUUAAUCAAUUUUAGCCCAUACCUUGUUAAAAAAAAGUAAUUAAUUUUUCAAUUGACGAAUUGAUUAUUUAUUUUGCUAAUUAAUUGAAUAAUGAAAAUGUACAAUCAUUUCCAAUUGUGUUCUGUAAGAACUAAAAUGAUAAAUUAAUUAGUUGAUCAAUUAUUUUUUCAUUCCUUAACGUGAAUCAACGAUGGAUCUACUGUGUUUUCAAACGAGAUCAAUUACUAAAAAAAUACUAAACAAUUAAAUCAAUUAAGAAUAAAUAAUGUAGGUGAAUUAAAAAGAAAACUGAAGCGAAAUCGUUAUUUUGGGAUUUCGGUGAUGGAGAUAACGGUCCUAGGAAUUCAAUUAGACUCAUGCCAAAUAAAUCUAUCGUAAUUGAACAUGAAUAAAUUAAUGGAUUAAUUAAGAAACACUGGAAUGCGAGGGUUUGAAUUGAGGGAUUGGGAAGGGGCUAAUUCGACACAACGCGUACCUAAUGCUGUUUAACUUUUGAGAAUCUAUCGGCUCGCCUACUUGAGACUCACUGCUACUACUACUAAUUAUGUAUACAUAAUGGAGAUAUAUAUUAUAGAUAAAAUACAUUGUUUCGGCAUAAUGUAAUACUGUUGGUAAUGGAAUAAAAGAGUAAUUAUGA
Messenger RNA from Diachasma alloeum, 1820 nucleotides. RefSeq names its product ly6/PLAUR domain-containing protein 6B. The record is from RefSeq and is a predicted model, not a curated record. Bases 489 to 1061 code for a protein of 190 amino acids. Lineage: Eukaryota; Metazoa; Arthropoda; Insecta; Hymenoptera; Braconidae. Gene Ontology annotation, molecular function: acetylcholine receptor regulator activity. The transcript has 7 exons.